Molecule: messenger RNA, 210 nt
Organism: Pestalotiopsis fici W106-1
Lineage: Eukaryota; Fungi; Ascomycota; Sordariomycetes; Amphisphaeriales; Sporocadaceae
Exons: 2
Coding region: 1-210 (69 amino acids)
Source: RefSeq, a predicted model, not a curated record
AUGAAAGUCUGGACUGAUGCCAGGCUCGACCACGAUGCAUACGAUGACGCAGCCAACAAAAAGUCAAAGAAGGCCAAGCCUACAAAGCGACGAACAAAAGAUCAGCGAAAGAAAGAUCAGGAGCAAGAUCUUUUCGGCAUCGGAUGCCAAUUCGAACAAACAGAUAUGGCAUCGACUACCUAUGAUCGGAUGGGACGUAGCGAUAUUUAG